Colletotrichum costaricense is the source of this 150-nucleotide messenger RNA. RefSeq lists its product as uncharacterized. The annotation marks the transcript as partial. The record is from RefSeq and is a predicted model, not a curated record. NCBI's taxonomy places the organism in Eukaryota, Fungi, Ascomycota, Sordariomycetes, Glomerellales, Glomerellaceae. The transcript has a single exon.
CUUAUUAAAUACGUAUACUUCGUACUAUAUAAAGAAGUAAGUAAUAUAAAAGAUCUAAUAAAUAUAUUUUUUAAAGUAGUUAUCGUAAAUUAUAAAGUACCUAAAGAAAUCAUUUUUAAUAAAAGAAGUAUAUUUACCUUAAUAUUUUAA